GGAUUUUUAAUGGUAGCAAAUUUUUUUUUCUUUUCCAUUCCUUUUUUUCUUUUCCCUAUUAACUUUUUUUUUAUAUAUAUCUCUUAUUUUUUUCUUUUGUUUUCAAUACCAAUCGACCAUUGAUAAUAAUACAAUGAAUCAACAUCCAUCUCUUUUGGACUCUUAUGAAUCAUCUGAAAACGCUUUGAUGGAUUCUUUCAAGGCUGCAGCUCUUAAAGUUACCACACUCUACAAAGAUUCUCUUGUUCAAAACCGUAAAGCUUAUGCUUCUGGAUAUCAACAAGCUUUACAAGAUCUUUAUGAGUUUAUCAGCUCACAUCCCAGUACUACAGUAUCACAACAAGAUUCAUUUGUAACACCAACUGAACAUGGCUUUUUACCUGUACAAGAUCUUCUAGCAUAUGCUAGACAACGUAAUAAUCAACUUGCUUCCGAUAUGGGGUUAUCGUCUUCUAUGGAUUCAUCAUCAGUGCCAACCACUUCAUCGCCAUCACCACCAUCACAACAACAACAACAAUCAAAUCCUUCUACUGAUUCACUUACUAAUCAUUCCAAUCAUUCCGGUGGAUUCAAUACUACUACUUCAGCAACAACUCCAACAGUUACCAAUGAUGUGGCAACGACAACGAACAUAGCAACAUCUGCAGCAACAACGCCUACGUUACAACAUAGAACUACUACAACAACAGUACCUAAUGUUCUUGGAGCAGCCGUCAAGAAUGCUUUCCAUCCUUUCCAAAUCGAUCCGAACACUCAAUUUACCUUCUCCUUACCUACCAAUUAUCAUCCAUACGGACAACCCUGGUACAACAAUAAUAAUUUUAUUAACAAUACAAAUCAUCAUUAUUCUAACAAUAAUAAUUCAGGAUUCAACAAUAACAGCGAUCAUUUUAGAAAUGAUACUGCAAAUAUCAAUAACAAUGACAGCAACAGUGGAGUCACAGGAUUUAAUACGGAUGGUACUCCUAUGGAUGGAUUGAAACGACGCAUGACAUCAAAUGAACUCUCAUUUAUGGGACGAUCUUUGAAUAAUAUGAAUAUUGACAGCAAUUGGAAUGAACCAGCUUUCAAACGACGACCAAAACGGGAUGAUUGAUCAACUUAGAAGAUGCCACAGCUUUUUAUUAUUAUAUAUAUGUUUUGUAUUUUAGUUUUUUUAUUUAUUUAUUUAUUUAUUUAUUUAUUUUUCCUUUAGUGUAUUUUUUUAUUAUUAUUAUUAUUGUUAUCUUACCUUUGUGUAUGUAUCGUUUAUUGAUUCUUCAC
Messenger RNA from Halteromyces radiatus, 1263 nucleotides. RefSeq lists its product as uncharacterized. Lineage: Eukaryota; Fungi; Mucoromycota; Mucoromycetes; Mucorales; Cunninghamellaceae. Bases 134 to 1096 code for a protein of 320 amino acids. The record is from RefSeq and is a predicted model, not a curated record. The transcript has a single exon.